This is a messenger RNA of Folsomia candida, 8185 nucleotides long. It is a transcript of the gene Alk, whose product is annotated as ALK tyrosine kinase receptor. Gene Ontology annotation, biological process: cell surface receptor protein tyrosine kinase signaling pathway; multicellular organism development; regulation of neuron differentiation. The coding region runs from base 774 to 6737 and encodes 1987 amino acids. Gene Ontology annotation, cellular component: membrane; signaling receptor complex. NCBI's taxonomy places the organism in Eukaryota, Metazoa, Arthropoda, Collembola, Entomobryomorpha, Isotomidae. The record is from RefSeq and is a predicted model, not a curated record. The transcript is spliced from 36 exons. Gene Ontology annotation, molecular function: protein binding; transmembrane receptor protein tyrosine kinase activity; ATP binding.
AUGAGUUCACUUCACUAAAAACUGGGACGCUCUUCAUUUUUCCACAGAAGAAAGAACUCGACAACUUUUGCGUCAACCAGCCGCGGAAUACAUGCACAUAAUAGCUACACCACAACACCGUCAAUCCAUCCAAACGCCGUCACCAUGUCGCUUGGAAUCACUUUUAACUUUUGCUCAACACGAAAUUAGUUUCCUCACUUUGCAAAGAAAGAAGUUUGUCCGACAGCACAUAUAAGUUUCAAACUCAAGAGCACAUUGUACCAACAACAAAAAUCAAGGUUUUCUCUCCCACCCUCUCCAAACAAGUGACGAAAUCCUGCGAUAAGUAGUGCAAGCAUGUGGCUGAUACAUCCAACACUUGAAAAUUCUUAUCAUCCUGUUGCAAAUUAGAGCAGGAAAAGUGAAAUCUAGUCAAACUUAAGCAUUUCUCGUGUUGAAAGGUCAAAUAUCUUCAAAGUGGAAGUUGCAUCAGGACGAUUGACAAUUGUGGCUCAUAUGAAGUCAAGUGGUGCACAUGAUUCUUUCCGCUUGUGCAGAGAGCAAAUACAAAUUGUGAUUCUGUUGUACAAUACGAUGCUCACUGGCUCGUAAUUUGUUGCAACGGCAAACAAACGUGUCUCAUUACACUUUGAUUUUGUGAUUAAUUGCUGGUGUUGCCCAAGGCAGGGAUGACUUUACACCUGAACCACACUUCUCGCUGAAGAAAAGACAAGUGGCGAAGCAAUUAGGACGACACGAAAACAAAUCACUCGUCCAAAGUAAUCGGAGGCAGGAUGAGAGUCUUGAGAGUGUUUCGCACACUGUGCUGUGCAAUAGGCAUACUUCACUCCACGGUGAUUUUCACUGCCUCGGAAGCCCAGAGGAAUUCCAACCGAAAGGCCAAGGACUUAAGAAAGCCCAACAUAAUUAAGACCGAUUCAAACCCGGCAGUGAAUCAAAGCCCAGGAAUCGACGAGGUCAUGUCGACUCUAAAAGAAAUCCAAUUCCGAAAAAGACGCAUUGACGAUAACAAUAUUAAGUUGGACACUUCUUACUCAAAUGAUUUAGUCGGCUCUGAAAUUAGUUUGAGGUUGAAGACGACCUCACUUCAUCAUCAUCGCACUGUGAAAAGUAUUGAUUACUUGGUUCUUCUGGAGGAGGAGGAGGAAGACGAGGAUAAUGGGGGCGAGAUGAAAUCGCAAUCGCUUCCUCCUCACGAAACGACGACUUUCAUAAUUCAAAUGGCCAAAGAUUCUUCCAUUGAAGAAAUCUGGAAAUUCAAUAAGGACAUUAACGACCCUGAUUUUCUUAUGAGAGACGCCUACGUGGAACUAAGUUUACCACAUCACAUGCACUGCUGGGACGAUGAAAGAGCCGAAUCCCAUGGAUAUGGUGACGCUGCGAAGGACGAGUCGGCAGGUGGUGGCAGGGACGAUGAGGAAAUACCACAAAACUCAAUGAGAUUUGAAUCAAUUAGUUCCGCAACCAGAAUACGACAUCGUCAAUUCCACCCGAGAAGCAGGGAUCAUAAUGUUCCUACCCACCAGGCCUACAGCAGCCUUCUGCUGCUCCCCUUAGCUCUCACGCCGCAGGACGUGGGAGGAGAUGAUCCCAGGGACACGGCCAUAACUGCCGCAAUUGUCAAUUACACGUCGUGGACCGCCUAUGUGAACAACACCCGUUUCGGAGAUUCGGAUCAGGAUGAUGGGUGCUUUGCUGGGAAGAAAAGAAAUUCGUCAGGUUUAUGUCUCAACAAAACGAACAGUUCCGCGGAAGCAGAGCCGGCAGAGAGGAACGAGGAGAAAGAGAGCCAGCCUGGGGGAAAGGCUGGCGUAACGGGAUCCACGACGACUACUCCCACCAUAAAAAAUCAUGAAUCAAAGCCAAAAUUAGCCAUUGAAGGAAAUAAGAUUCUAAAUCUGGGGUACAACUGUGUAAGCGAGGAUCGUCGUAAAACGUCCACCGGAAGUGAAAGUUAUGGUGAUGAUGAUGAUGGCGGUGGUGGUCAAGUCCUGGUGAUCAACGCCCUCCCACUUAUCCGAAUGUGGUUAGGAGAGCGAAAAUUUUGUCCAGACACGAGCAGAGAUUUGGGAACCUUGGUGUUUGCUUUGAUGAUUGAUGGAAGCGUGGCAAAGUCCGAGGAAGAAGGGGAGCAAGUGGCCACCGCGGAUCAGCAGGAGUUGGACGACGACGACGAGGAGGAUGAGAUGGCGAAGGAGAAAGUUGGUCAGACAGCAGCCACCUCGACCGAGGGGAGAGACGGAGGCGUGGGAGAGAUGCAGCAUCACCAUCAUCAUCAUCAUCACCAUCGCCUUCUUUUAGGAGGCGAUGUCGAGGCAAUCAUCCGGCUCAAAUACGUGAUGGACCGCAGGUGCAUUCUAUCUCUUCCGUCACUACCCACGACGGUGAGGACUGUCAAAGAGAAAGGCGGCCAGGACGACGACGAAGGCUUUGGUGUCCGUGGUGCGGGGGAGGAUGAAGAAAGUGGCAAUCGCGAUGUAAUCUGCAGGCUGAGGUCGUAUUGUAUCCCAACUUCUGAGUGCAGAGUUUGGUGCGACUUUGAAGGGCCGUGUCCCUGGAAGUGGGACAUUCCCAAGGCUGGCGAGGCAGGGUUUCGCAGAAUGUCGGCAGCCCAGGUGGUCACCAAGAUGAAGAAACAGGGCGAAUGGGCCUUCCGUGGGCCGAUGAAAGACUCACAAAACAAGACUGAUGGUAAUUUUAUAAUCCUCGCGUUUGAAAAUGGAACCAAGCAGCAGCAGAGCCAUUACCGGCUGAGCAGCCCGUGGUUCAAGGGCUCUCAGACCAACUGCAAUUUGCAAGCCAACGUGCACAUGCAUAACUUGGAUACAGUUGCCCUCCGCAUGGUCAUCAGCACUCGGAACCAUUCCUCCUACGUUCCCAUGUCCGUGCUGGGAAACAGCAGAAACUCAUGGGAAAAAAUGAAGCAGAUGGUGGGUUCACAGUCUCAAGAAUUCCAAAUCGUUUUGGAAGUGGAUAACUUCAGCGGAGUCCCGUCCCAUUUUGCCAUCGAUGACAUCCGUCUCGUCGAUUGCUUUCCAAGCGAUAAACCCUGCAACGCCACAUGCUCCUCCAGAGAAUUCCAAUGCAGCGAUGGCACUUGCAUCAAUCGAAACCAAAUCUGCGACCUAAACCAAGACUGUCUCUUUGGGGAGGACGAGGACCAACAGUGUGAGAAAAUGCCUGUCAACACGACUUGCACGUUCGAGAAGGGUUGGUGCGGGUGGAAGCCGGCCAUCUCGGCGCAAAACAACAUCAGUUGGGAACGGACCAACAAACCUUUCUUCACGGACAAGACGGGACCCCCGAUGGAUCACACCUUCCAAAACUCGUCAGGUCACCUUCUGCUGGUGAACAUGAGGGUGAAAAAGUCUCCAUUUCAACAAGCCGUGCUCCGUUCUCCCGUGUUUCCACAUCCUCCAGCAUACAAUCAAAAUCGGAGUUCUCCAUUCUUCGAAAGCUGCCAGCUCCGUUUUUUCUACCACAUGUAUGGAGCUCACGUCGAGUCCUUGGACGUGGAGCUGGUGCUAAAAAACCCGAGAAACUCUUGGGCCAAACCCAUCCGUUUUUGCGAGAGGAAAGGGAACCAGGGAAAUAUGUGGCAGAGAGCGUCCUGCAAAUUGCCAAGCAUCAAGGGCAGCAAAAAGUAUUACUUGCAAAUAACUGCGACGAAGGGGAUUCGAGGUGAAGUAGGCGACAUUGGGAUCGAUGAUAUUUCUCUCAGCCCCGAAUGUGUCGGAUUGGGAGUUCCACCCAAUCUCGUCGUGGGGUACAAUUACUCAGAAAUCCUCAACGCUUCAGAUGAGUACCCAACGAACUUGACAGUGUCGUACCGAAUCACAUCCUGCAACAGCACUGGUCGCGAAGGCCCAACGAAGGAGCAAUGCAAAACAUCCUACAACGGCUCCAUCGUAUCCUCGCAAAUGAGCAUGGACAAAAAUCGACCAGGCGUUCAAAUCUGGACAGUUCCAGAGUCCAAAACUUACACACUGAUUGCGAAAGGGGCUCGAGGUGGUCGUGGGGCGUUGGUUAAUCAAAUGACGUCUCACGGGUCGGUCGCAAAAACCGCAAUGUAUCUCCGGAAGGGGGAACAAAUCUACAUCCUCGUUGGGCAAGAAGGCACCUCAAUUUGUGAACAGGCAUCGGUCCACUCGGUCGAGAAGGACCAGAUUUGUCGUGGCACUGUGGACAAGUAUUCCGCCCUGUCGCUCGUCUCCCAGCUGCGAAAGAACGUGAGACAGGCAACUCUGCCACCCACAUCCAAACCACGACCUUCAGAUGAUCCCUUCGGCAAGUUGAUCUCGUUCAACAAGCUGAACGGGGGCGGUGGGGGUGGAGGUGGUGCGACGUUCGUAUUCCGGAUGAAUGGGAAGGCGCUUAUCCCGAUACUGGUUGCUGCCGGUGGAGGAGGUUUGGGUUACAAUGCUUCAUCCUCAAUCUCGCCAAAUGGACGAGGGCUCGACGUGUCUCUUCAACCACAAUCCGGAUCAACGCAGAGCUGGGGAGCAGGCGGCGGAGGUGGCUGGGAAGGUCCAAUUGUGAAAAACAACAAUACGGUGGACCGGAAUAUCAGCUUCAACGCGAGGUUCCGGACUCCCCAAGAGUUUCAGGAUGACUCCACCAUGCUCGUGGCGGCCGGGCUUUCUCUCUUCGAGGGCGGGCUGGGUGGGAAGCCCUGCAUUGCUUCUGAAUCGUGGGGGGCAAGUGGGGGAUUUGGCGGAGGCGGAGGCGGAUGUACGUCCGGAGGAGGAGGUGGUGGUUACAUUGGAGGAAAUGCCCAUGUCAGUCUAUCUGCGAAUGGCGAGGGUGGCCUGUCCUUCUACUCAAAGGCGCUGGGUGGGUUGCACCAAACCGUGGAGGCUGGUGUACAUGGAGGAUCAGGAGAAUUUCUGGCGAUUCCGGCGUUCCCCGGUUGCGGUUGUCACCAUUCCUGCGUUCAACUUGAUGACUUUGAGCUUAAUUCCGCCUGUGUUUGCGAGGAAAAUUGGAUACUGAGUUCAGAUGGUGUCACUUGUUUGGGUCGCUAUGAUAUUCCCGUGAUAGCCAUCGUCGUUAUCUGCGUCGUUAUCUUCCUCAUUGUCGGACUCGUUUGUUUCUGCCUCUACAAUAGAUACCAGCGUCAGAAAGUGAGCAUGCUACGAAGAAAGGUGAUGGGUGGCCCAGAAUUGCAACUGAGCAGACUGCGAGCCCAGGCAGGUCCGGGUGGAGUGCUCACCGAGUAUAAUCCCAACUACGAGUUUGGAGGCGAGACCUACACCCUCACAGAUCUCAAGGAGAUUCCUCGGGAGAAUCUUCGUCUCGUCAAGGCGCUGGGCCAAGGAGCGUUCGGAGAAGUCUAUCAAGGAUUCUACCGACAUCGGGACGGUGAUGCAGUCGAGAUGCCCGUCGCUGUCAAGACGUUGCCAGAGUUGUCCUCGAACCAGGCUGAGAUGGAUUUCCUAAUGGAAGCUCUCAUCAUGAGCAAAUUCAAUCACCCCAAUAUCGUCUGGUUCAUUGGAGUCUGCUUCGAUAAACAUCCGCGAUUCAUCAUCCUCGAACUGUUGGCUGGAGGCGACCUCAAAACCUUUCUCAGAGAAUCGCGUCCAAAACCGGACAAGGGCUCCCCUCUGUCCAUGAAGGACUUGUUGCUGUGCGCCAUGGAUGUGGCCAAGGGGAGCAAGUACCUCGAAGAUAACCACUUUAUCCAUCGCGACAUUGCUGCGAGAAACUGCCUCCUCACCACCAAAGGCCCUGGACGAGUCGUCAAGAUUGCUGACUUUGGCAUGGCCAGAGAUAUCUACAGAGCGGACUAUUACAAGAAAGGUGGAAAGGCAAUGCUACCUGUCAAGUGGAUGCCUCCAGAGGCCUUUUUGGACGGAAUUUUCACCAGCAAAACUGACGUCUGGUCAUACGGGGUUCUGUUGUGGGAGAUCUUCUCGCUCGGCUACAUGCCGUAUCCUGGCCGAGGCAACCAAGAUGUGAUGCAGUUGGUAACGAAUGGGGGGCGACUUGAGGCACCGUCGAACUGCCCAACUCCCGUCUAUGGAAUCAUGACCCAGUGCUGGCACCCCAUUCCGGAAGAGCGACCCCACUUCUCAACAAUAAUGGAACGCCUAGGGUACUGCAUACAGGAUCCAGAGGUCGUGAACGCUCCAUUGCCAAUUUUCCAACGUCCGCCAUCGUCCGAAAGGGAUGCCACGUUGAUGCGACCCCUCAAUUCGGAUGAUUCCACUACCUCCUGCCUUCGCAUCGUUCAAGGGCAUUACCCCAGAAGUUCACAUCACUCAUCCCUGAGUCACAACGAGCCCAUGUCGCCCAACUCAUCCACUGCGGAUUAUCUGGUUCCACUUACCCCACUGUCAAACCCAACCACACCUCCGCCCCCACCAGAUUCCGCGGUGACUUCACCCACGUCCGACAUCCCAGAAUCCCACUCCACAGAAACGAUCCUCGAGGACGACGAGGUUGCGAGUGACCAGAACGACGUGAGCUCAUCCAAGGACACCGCCACAACCAACAAGGGACGAUUCAAGAGCAAUUUGAAGGCAGGGUCCAGACCCAGCUCCACCUCUGGCGGCACCAUCAACGGGAUGGACAACGGCAUCACGUUGACACCCUCCAACCUCAACGCCAACAUCAACGUGACCGUGAAUCCCAGCGAAGUCACGAAUACAAAGCUGAAUUCCACGAAGAAAGGGGCGCAGUACAUUGACUCGAAACGAAAGGGUGACAAAACACCAGAUGAAGAAAUUCGUUGCUAGAUUAUAUAUUUGCUUAUAACUAUUUGUACACUUGCAGUAAGAAAAUAUGAUAUCGUUGUAUUGGUGGUUGGUUAAGCAUGAAUUGUAUAUUAUUGAUUCUAGUUUAGGCAAAAAGAGGAAAUUAAUCGAGAGACCCGAGACAAAAUUGUUUUAUACAAUUGACACUUUCACACUACAAGUUAGCUGAGAACGACUAUGUAUAUACGUAAAUAUAUAUAUAUAUAUUUUGAUAACGUGAUAUGAUCGAAUUGCACAAUAAACUGUGUAACAAAAAUAAUAAUAUAAAGUGAACAGAUUGCAUAUGUACUACAAGUGAAAAUAAAUACUAUGAAAAGCUUGCAGGGGUUCGGAACUGUUAUUUAUAUAUCUUCUUUAGUUGUAUGAUAGCGACAAAAUUUUCAUAAAAUGUACGUGUUCCGUAAUCUUAUUAGUCCAAAGAGUUAUGUAUGAUGACUUUGUUGUGCUACGUUUUUAAGCAAAAAAUAUUAAUUAGAGCUGAGCGAGACUAGAUCAUUUAAUAAAGUAAGAACUAGUCGACAAAAAAUAUGUAUGGUGCGGAUGACUAGUAGAGAUAUCGCAAUACAUAUGUAUGAAAAACCAAGAUUUCUCUUUACUUGCUACACUUUUGAUAUGUCACGGUUCAUUUGCAAAAUCAAACGAGGACCAACAACGUAUUUGGUAUUUGUAUAACAGAGUAGUUGGUACUGUUUAAAUUAGAUCAGUGUAUUUAGACUAAGAAGACGCCCUCCCUUUGUGUCCAAUGUGAAUUGAGAGGAUUUGCCGUUAUGGUGGCUGACGUAUUUUUUGUGAGUGGUGAACAUUUGAAAUUAUCCGAAAAAGAUUUUAAUUGUACAAAGCAACGGAAAUGAUAUUUGUUGACGAGAGAAAGACGUUUGUAAUUUUCUAUACGUCAAAAUAUUGUCAUUUAAAUGGCUAACGUAACCGAGUGGUCGAAACCAUAGUGAAAACGACGAGUAGUUUACUUGCCACUAAGAAAAACGAGGUUUUUGAGGAGGUUGGUGAGAAGGCGUGAUUGAAUAUUACAUAAAAAUGGAACGGAUUUAUGUAGAAGAAACAUAGUUAUGACGUAAAUACGUACAGUAGUCGUGCGCGUCUAUGUAUCUGUCUCCGUAGAAAAUUGUCUCUGCCAGAACCAGGUACGUGCCAAAGCUGCACACCAUGUUUAACACACCCACCAUUGUUACGGCUAAUUGUUGUGUCACGUUCAUUUUUAAAGCGUUUGAGGAGAAAGUAAAUAUAUGAUUUAUGUACCUUGUUGAUUAUUACGAUGUUGUUGUUUACGUGGAACGAGAGCUUUCUCUCGUUUCCACUUGGUGCUUACAUUUACGAAUUGUUAUAAUUGUACACUAAACCUGUUAACCUACACAUGUACUUUAAUUGCACUCUUGUUUUCACAAUAAAUGCAAAUAUACAAUCAUGCAAAUGUU